Messenger RNA from Cuscuta europaea, 1051 nucleotides. NCBI's taxonomy places the organism in Eukaryota, Viridiplantae, Streptophyta, Magnoliopsida, Solanales, Convolvulaceae. The record is from the annotation of a GenBank genome assembly.
CACAAAUUAAAACUGGAAUGAAUGUAGUCUUUGGGCUGCAUAGACACCUACCUCUUCCCAAGUUCCCAACCCAAUUUCUUCGCACCCUACAGAAUUGCCGUGAAUCCUCUUUUCGAAGAGCGUAGAGCUGAAGCGCACGCUAUAGAGAAAUGGCUUUCAGGGUAGUCAAUGCAAGGACCUGCUUGGGAAGUGGGUACAUAAUGGGAUUCACGUCCAACGUGCAUAGAUUUGCUCAUGUGAUUGCUCGACCGGCUCAAAUGGAUGGCCUCAUCGGCAACCCGCUGUUCACAUCGCCAACUAUAGCUCUGCCCGAAUCUCAGGAGCGCAGUAAGGGCAGCUCACGGUACGGAUUCCAAGACAUCCCUUUCUUCGAAGGCUCUAUGGAACUAAUGGCCGUUCCCAAAAAGAAGGUUUCUCGUCAUAAGAGAGGCAUACGAAAUGGACCAAAGGCUCUGAAACCUCAACCGGUGAUUAUCUGUUGCAAGGUUUGUGGCCGAGUCAAAUUACCCCAUUUCUUCUGUUGUGGCGGGAUUAGGCAAGACCCAGAACAGUAGAGAAUAUCAUGUCAUAUUUGCUGAGGCAUGGUUGAAGCAUGGAGAACUGAUAAGUAAAUCCGUGUGUUUCCUUUGUCGUCAUCGCAGAGCCUGCACUUUGAACCUUUAACAGCCCAAAUUCCUUAUCUCUUUGUGGAAUAUGUCUAUGUGUCCUACAUAUUCUGCAAUGACUAAAGCAAUGCCAGGCAAGCUGAGCGUUUUUUUUCACUUUAUUCUGUCAAGAUCAUCCACUGGUGUUUGAAUGGUGUGAGUAAUAGAUCCUCAAAGCAUUAAAUUUGUUUAACUUCCAAUGAAAAACAUAAAAUAUGUCCAUUUAAUUGUCUAUCACAUAAAAACAGACUUGUUUUUAGAAUCAUUAUUAUUUUUCAACGGAAAGAGAAAGACCCAACCUUUUUCUGCGCAUUUUUUCUCAAUCUGAUAUGACAAUGUGCUAGCAAUUGUAUAUGUUUCACAUUAAUAGUUGUCUAUAGAUGUGAUCUGUUAAUGGUCCUUUCCCC